This is a messenger RNA of Lepidothrix coronata (blue-crowned manakin), 882 nucleotides long. RefSeq names its product adenine phosphoribosyltransferase-like. Gene Ontology annotation, molecular function: adenine phosphoribosyltransferase activity. The record is from RefSeq and is a predicted model, not a curated record. The coding region runs from base 65 to 652 and encodes 195 amino acids. The transcript is spliced from 6 exons. NCBI's taxonomy places the organism in Eukaryota, Metazoa, Chordata, Aves, Passeriformes, Pipridae.
UGUUCCCAUUCGGCUCAGCCUCGCCACCAGCACCCAGUGCUCGCAGUGCCCGCAGUCCCCACACAUGGACCUGUCUCACGUCCCUGCUGCCCGGGAGAAGGGCUGGUACCUGGCGCUCAUGGCCCCCAACGUCAAGGGUCCCAACUACGCCUGGCUGGACCCCUCCCGGCUCUACUGCCACCCGCAAGGCUUGCAGGACUGUGUGGCCGACCUGCUGCAGCCCUUCCAGGGAGAUCCCAUCGACAUGGUGGCUGGCAUCGAUGCCAUGGGCUUCAUCCUGGGUGCUGCCGCCGCGGCCAUGCUGCAGAAAGGCUUCCUGGCCAUCCGCAAAGCCGGGCACCUCUGUGUGCAGACAGUGGCACAGCCCUACACCGACUACUCGGGCCGGGAGAAGGUGAUGGAAGUCCGCACUGAUGCCAUCUCGCCAGGUCUGCACAUCCUUCUCGUGGACCAGUGGGUUGAAACUGGGGGCACCAUGCGAGCGGCCAUUGGGCUGGUGGAGCGGCUGGGGGGGGUCGUGGCAGGUGUCGCUGCCAUCUGCAUCGAGGACAGCGAGGGCGGGCGGUGGAUCCGGGAGCGCUACAAGUGCUCCCACUGUGUCCCCCCCCACCUGCAGCCCCGCUUCGACCACCACCAGUUUGGCUGGGACUGACUGACUGGCACCUCAUGUGUCCCCUGCAGCCCCUCGAGGAGUGCAGGGCUGCUGGCUCUGCAGGGCAGGAUGCCCCAGACAUCCACUACAGAUGGAACUCCUCCUCGGUGGCAGCCAUCCAUCCUCCCUGCCUCCGUCCUUCCACCUGCCCAUGAGUCUGGGGGCUGCAGCCCCGGCCCUCUGCCCCACAUUUUUCUUAAAAAGCAUAAAAAACGUUUUAUUAAGACAAA